AUCAAAAUCCCAUUGACCAACUUCCCCCUUACUGCCAAUCAACCACUAUCACAAAAGAGGUUACCAAUCAAGUGCUAUUCAUCAAAAUUCACGAGGUGCUUUGAUUGGUCAAAGCGCUCCCAGUACCACGUCUUUCCGAUAUCAUAGAUUUUCCCUAAUUAAAAUCAUUUAAGAGUUCUUGACAAUAUAAUGCAAAAAUUUUCUGUUGAGAAUGCCAUAUUAGGGUUUAAUGGGAUGGGAAUCGUCCAUCACUUCUUCAAUCCAUGCUUGCUAGAGUUAAUUUAAAAUGCUUUUGGUACUUGUCUAGAAGGCUACAGGCAUCACUUUUAUCAUAUGUAAAAUGGUCCCAAGUUGAAGUUACCAUCUAUAGUGCCUUUGUACUACUCUUGAGAUGUUUACCCAAGCAAUUACACUCUUGUAUUAACAUGGUAAUAUAAUCCUUGCAAAAAUAAAAUACAAAAUACAGGAAAGAGAUUAGGUGGGUGAAAGGAAGGUAAGCUCAACUUAUUUAUUAAGGCAAUGGAAUCUCAGUAAUUAAUAAAACUGACAGAAAGGAAAUGGAGAUAAAGGACAAUUGGCCCAUUUAUUUGACAGGUGUCAAUUUAUGCGACAUGGUUGCAAAUACACCAUAUCUUUUUCUUUUUCCUUUUCUUUAUCUUGGAACAUGCUUCAUGGAAUUCGUCCAUCUCUUUCUUAAAUUUGCUGACUUCUGCAGCAAGUGUAUUCUCUAGGGAAAAAAAUGUUUCUAGCUUGAAAUCACUGCACAAAUUUGUUUCAAUUCAGUUGCAAAUUCAGAGGAGCUAGAUUCAACAGUGCUGUGGUAUUAUCAUCCUUCUCUUGUAUAAACCCUAGAGAAUCAGACCUCGAUUUGCUGCAGGCCAUCAAACUUUCUUCCACUUAAUUUUCUUGUUGAUUCAGUUGUGGUUGCUCAUGAUGAAGAGAGGAAUAAAAUGAUCACAAGUUCAAGAGAGAAAGAUUUUCAAGCAAAGCAGGAAGACAACACCAACUAUGGCAAGGUCACCAUGGCCUCAUCCUCUUCAAGAUCAUGGUCAUCAGCACUGAAGGAUCCACGGAUUGUUCGAGUCUCGCGUUCUUUUGGAGGAAAAGACAGGCAUAGCAAAGUGUGUACCAUAAGAGGAUUGAGAGACAGGCGUGUUAGGCUUUCAGUGCCUACUGCUAUUCAAUUGUAUGACCUUCAGGACAGGCUUGGGCUUAAUCAACCCAGCAAGGUAGUCGACUGGUUGCUUAAUGCUGCUAAAGAUGAAAUUGAUGAACUUCCUCCACUCCAAAUUCCACCAAACUUUUGUCAAUAUCCUCAGUCUUUGGUGGUUCCUCAUGAAGUAAGUGCAUCUCAAUCCUCUCUUGCUUCCCUUGUUGAUGCAAACUCGGAGUAUCUAAAGGAUGGUGGAGCUCACUCAUUAUUGCUUGCUAAGGGAGGGUUUAAGAUCACUAACAAUGUUGAUGGGGAAGAUCAAACGCUGUCACCCAGGUCAACAUAUUGGAACCCAAGUGCUCCUUCUAGGGCUAAAUGUAAGGAAGUUGCACGAGAAACAGUACCCACUGAGAAACCCUACUGGAUGAAAAGAAAUGGACAAGAAAAUCAAGAAGGAGGUCUUGAAGGUCAGAGUGCACAAUUGUCAUCUCAUAACUCUUUUCCUAGAGUCAAUAAUAAUCAUGUCUCCUUACCAGGGUUCCUAAACAAUGCAAUGCCAUGCAAUUCCUAUUAUCAUUUGGAGCCUUCAAAUUUAUCUCUGUCUCAUAUAGGGAGCCAAGGGCACUCAUCAGAAGAUCCCCUUAGCUACAAUUUUAUAUCAUUGUCAUCAUCCUCAUUGUCACUACCAACUGGGUCUCAACUAUUGGUGUGCCCAUCUGGAUCAACACCAUCUUUUCUUCCUCCAUUAAUCACUGCUUCAAUGGAGUGCGGUCCUAGCAGACAAGUCAACCACUUUCAGAUGUUGAGCCCUAGUUCACAAAACCAACUACCAAAUUCUCUUGCACAAUCCGCUUACUCAUCAACAGGUCCACCCGUUAGACCCUUCCAAUUGAGCAUAAACCCUAAGUUUCUUCAUUCUCAGAACAAUAAUGGGAGCCAGCAACCAAAUAAUAAGGACAACAGUGGCCCUUGAAGCAUCCAAUGCUAGCUAGCAUAUAUAACAAUAUUACCUGCUCAAGUGUUUAGUUCCUGUAUCAAACCAAGAAUAACUACUGCAAGCUUUAUAUAUAUACUGAUCAUGCAGAAUGCUUUCAAGGAAGGGUAUUUGCUCAGGUUAUAUAUAUAUUCUCUGCAUUGGUGUAAGUAUUCUUUAAAUCCUGGCCGAUUGAAGAAGCAAAGAUAUAUACUGUCAGAUAUGUAUUUUCUACAUUGUUAUCCUUCUAUAUAUACUGUCAUCAAAUUUAUCCAGGUUGCUUGCUUCAUUCUGCAGCUGGGAACAGAAUAGAUAAGUAAUAAACCGUGCAGCUAGCACAUACCUCGUACCAGUAGGAUUGAAGCAACAUAUAUAAAUUGUUUGAUGAUAUUUGGAUAAAAGUAAUAAAGAUGGCGACAUCUAUCUGUUGUAAUAUGCAGACUUGAGUUUGAACAUCAUUGUGGCUAUAAUACAUUAUAUAUGUUCUCUGUUGGGUUUGAAUCAUUGUGUCAAAAAUGCAGUCAGCUGGUAAGCUGACCAUCUCUCUCUCUCUCUCUCUCUCUCUCUCUCUCUCCAUGCAUGCGUCGAUGCAAGCACGCAAAAGGCCUGUUGAUCCACUAAAGUAAUUUGGCCGGAAGAAUUUCCAAGGUUUUGUUUUCGCUAAGCGCUGAUGAUGAUGACCGACUUCUUCAAAACCCUGGAAGGUAGCGUCUAGUAGGCGACCGCAAUUUCUUUUUGCUCUGAAAUCUGUAUCAAUGUCGCGGCAUAAACAAAGAA
This is a messenger RNA of Nelumbo nucifera (sacred lotus), 2903 nucleotides long. RefSeq lists its product as uncharacterized. The record is from RefSeq and is a predicted model, not a curated record. Gene Ontology annotation, molecular function: sequence-specific DNA binding; DNA-binding transcription factor activity. Gene Ontology annotation, cellular component: nucleus. Lineage: Eukaryota; Viridiplantae; Streptophyta; Magnoliopsida; Proteales; Nelumbonaceae.